Molecule: messenger RNA, 833 nt
Organism: Colias croceus (clouded yellow)
Lineage: Eukaryota; Metazoa; Arthropoda; Insecta; Lepidoptera; Pieridae
Exons: 3
Coding region: 80-640 (186 amino acids)
Source: RefSeq, a predicted model, not a curated record
GGACAUGACGUGCCCGUGGACAUGACAUUUUUGUUUUGAUUUGCUGAGCACAUCACCCAGCGCAUUGGUUUUAUUGUACAUGGUAAUGAAGAAAGCCGGCGCGGAUCCAAAAGUUAGGAAAACUUUUGUACGAAACUGUGAGCAAAAAGUAAAAAACAACCACAAAGUUGUUCAUGAUGUUGCGGGAUCAUCCAAAUCUAGUGCAGUGCAUUUAAUUAAACCUAUAGAUCAAGAACUUGAUAAACCCACGUUGUGUUCGAGUGAAGUUUUGGCAAAUUACUUAACUGACGCCAAGAACGCAUUACCGAGGGCUAAUAAACUUGAUGACUUGAAUCUAGAUAAAGCCCAACUUAGUAGUAAAGUGACAAAAAAAUUAAACUUCCACUUUAAUGACAGGAUAUACAAAAACUUAGUGGAACUCAACGCUGAUGUUGCCUUGUCGAAAAAUAAGAAAGAAAAGAAAGUAAAAACUAAUUUGGUGAAGAAGGAUCUAGAACCGAAUAUAGAGGAUUUCUGUCAGGAAGAGAAACGAGAGGAUGAGUUGCCGCACAUACCAGUAAUAAAGCCUAAAGUUAAACCUGUGAAGCGAAUUGAAUCUAGCAACUUACAUAAACUUGUUUCGUCUUUUGAAGUUUUAUGACAAAGAAUAAACAUUAGCAUAUUAUGUUUUUAAAUUUAAAACGUAAAUUUCUCAAAAAAUAUUACAUAAAGAUAUUAUGUCUAUUACCUUGAAGACAAUAUAAUUUUGUAUCAAAUUGAGUUCUUGUAGUUAUUACAAAAAUUGUGAUUAAAUGUACAAAUUGAUGUAAAUAAAUAGAUAUUGAUUUCUUGAA